AUGGGUUGGAAGGCAGCCGGAAAGUUGAUCAGACACUGGAAAGUACUCAGAGGAGAUAAUGUCAUGAUUAUUAGGGGCAAGGAUAAGGGCGAGUCUGGGUGCUACAAUUACAUUAGCUGUGAAGAAUAUAAGCUUCCAUCUCCUGCUGGAUCUGUUACGAAGCAUAUAAAAGCAGGUGAAGGUCACGAGGAAUCUUCACAGUUGAAGCUCCACUUCAUGCAUCAAAUGUCCAAGUUGUUGACCCACUCACAGGGAGACCCUGCAAGGUUGGAAUCAACCGGUCAGAAGGACACUCCGAUGGAUCUCGUGCUGGAGAAGGCCUACGACUGUAAAACUGGGAAGUGCAUGCCUGAUCUUUGA
This is a messenger RNA of Linum trigynum, 360 nucleotides long. NCBI's taxonomy places the organism in Eukaryota, Viridiplantae, Streptophyta, Magnoliopsida, Malpighiales, Linaceae. The record is from the annotation of a GenBank genome assembly.